UUCUCCUCUCUUGGAUUCAUUCUCUCUCCAAGAAGCGAACGAUAUCUGGUUUUGUUCAUACACAAUUACAUCGAAGCUUUUGAAGUGAUUCACCGUCCAACUGAAACACAACAAAAUGGAAGGGACUGUAAUUACGCCAUCCUUGGAAGGAAUGAAGCACAUAAAGUCUGAUCGAGGCGAAUUCCUAACAGAGCCUUUUUUGAAUGUUUGCAAAUUGGUAUUGCCUAUUCUAGACAAAUUUGGAGCAGCUAUGGCAUUUGUCAAAUCUGAUAUUGGCGGUAAUAUUUCGAGACUGGAAACCAAGUUUGCUACCAAUCCAUCAAGAUUCAACUACUUGUACAAUUUUGUGCAAGCAGAAGUUGAAACAAGUUCAGCUAAAUCAUCGUCGAGCUGCACAAAUGGCCUUCUUUGGCUAACAAGAGCAAUGGAUUUUGUGGUGGAGCUGUUCAAGAAUUUGGAUGAACAUCAAGAUUGGUCCCUGGACAAAGCUUGCAAUGACUCUUAUGGCAAGACUUUGAAGAAAUGGCAUGGUUGGCUUGCUAGUUCAAGUUUCACGGUGGCAACCAAACUUGCCCCAGAUAGGAAGAAAUUCAUAGAAAUUUUAGGGGAGACUGACAAUGUAUAUGCAGACAUGAAGAAGUUCUAUUCAACUUUUUCACCUGUUCUUGAAGAGAUCCAUAAAUUUCUGGGUAGGAUGGGAUUGGACAGUAUGAAGGCUUUGUGAUUGAUAUGUUUUAUGGCUCAAGACUUCCUUUCUAUGGUCUCCUCUUCUUUGAAAAAAAAAAAUAUGCAUUUUGACUUGAUACUAUAUUAGUCAGGCCAGUGACCUCUGCUGAGGAUAUUUUAAAUACUUUAGAUGACCUUAGUUGAAAGAUUUCGUUGAAAUUGAUAGUUUCUUUAGUUUUAUUUUGCAACUUUUGAUGUCGAUUACUUGUUUUUGUCUUGA
This is a messenger RNA of Impatiens glandulifera, 946 nucleotides long. Its product is annotated as glycolipid transfer protein 1-like. NCBI's taxonomy places the organism in Eukaryota, Viridiplantae, Streptophyta, Magnoliopsida, Ericales, Balsaminaceae. Bases 116 to 724 code for a protein of 202 amino acids. Gene Ontology annotation, molecular function: ceramide 1-phosphate transfer activity; ceramide 1-phosphate binding. The record is from RefSeq and is a predicted model, not a curated record. Gene Ontology annotation, biological process: ceramide transport; intermembrane lipid transfer. The transcript has 7 exons. Gene Ontology annotation, cellular component: cytoplasm; membrane; cytosol.